CUUCCGGCAAACCGACAUGGCGUGCGGCUUCCGCAGGUCCAUCGCUGGUCAGCUUUCCAGAGUGUUGGAUCUUCCCCCAGAAAACUUGAUCAAGUCAAUAUCUGCAGUUCCAAUUUCAAAAAAAGAAGUAAAAGCUGAUUUUCAGAUUUCUGUGGAUUCUCUUUUGGAAAAUAGCAGUGACCAUUCAAGACUGAAUAUUCAAGAUAAAGCAGUGAGACUGGCAGAGAAGCUAAAAUGUGAUACAGUCGUAAGUGAAAUCAGCACUGGGCAAGGGACUGUUAAUUUCAAAAUAAACAGAGAACUUUUAACAAAGACAGUGCUACAACAAGUAAUCCAAGAUGGCUCAAGUUACGGAUUAGAAAGUGAACUUUUCUCUGGUCUUCCCCGGAAGAAGAUUGUGGUUGAAUUCAGUUCACCUAAUAUUGCCAAAAAAUUUCAUGUUGGACAUUUGCGUUCCACCAUCAUAGGAAAUUUUAUAGCGAAUCUCAAAGAAGCACUAGGACAUCAAGUAACAAGAGUGAAUUACCUUGGAGACUGGGGCAUGCAGUUUGGUCUUUUGGGAACUGGCUUCCAACUGUUUGGCUAUGAAGAAAAACUCCAAUCUAAUCCUUUGCAGCAUCUCUUUGAAGUUUAUGUGCAAGUUAAUAAAGAAGUGGCAGAGGAUAAAAGUAUAGCAAAGUCAGCACAUGAGUUUUUUCAGCGACUGGAACUGGGAGACAUGCAAGCACUUGCACUGUGGCAAAAAUUUCGGGAUUUGAGCAUAGAAGAAUAUGUUCGGAUUUAUAAGCGUCUAGGAAUACAGUUUGAUGAAUACUCAGGAGAAUCAUUUUAUCGUGAAAAAUCUCAAGAAGUCUUAAAGUGGCUGGACAAUAAAGGACUCCUACAGAAAACAAUAAAAGGAACAAGUGUAGUAGAUCUUUCUGGGAAUGGUGACCCCUCCUCACUUUGUACUGUAAUGAGAAGUGAUGGGACUUCACUCUAUGCAACCAGAGAUCUUGCAGCUGCUAUAGAGAGAAUGGACAAGUACAAUUUUGAUACAAUGAUUUAUGUGACAGAUAAAGGGCAAAAAAAGCAUUUCCAGCAAGUCUUCCAAAUACUGAAGAUCAUGGGCUAUGACUGGGCAGAAAGGUGCCAGCAUGUGCCUUUUGGAGUAGUGCAGGGAAUGAAGACUCGAAGAGGAGAUGUCACUUUUCUGGAAGAUGUUUUAAAUGAGAUUCAACUGAGAAUGUUACAGAACAUGGCUUCUGUUAAGACAACCAAAGAACUGGAGAACCCACAGGAAACGGCAGAGAAGGUUGGGCUUGCUGCACUCAUUAUCCAGGAUUUUAAAGGUUUACUCUUAUCUGAUUAUCAGUUCAGCUGGGAUCGUGUUUUCCAGAAUCGUGGAGACACAGGCGUCUUCCUGCAAUAUACACAUGCCCGCCUUCACAGUUUGGAGAAGACUUUUGGAUGUGGUUAUCUUAAUGACUUCAAUGCUGCUUGUUUACAAGAGCCACAAUCUAUUUCAAUUCUCCAGCAUCUGCUCAGGUUUGAUGAGGUGCUUUAUAGAUCAUCUCAGGACCUUCAACCCAAGCACAUUGUCAGUUACCUUCUAACGCUAAGUCAUCUUGCAGCUGUGGCACACAAAACACUGCACAUAAAGAACAGUCACCCUGAAGUGGCAGCGGCCAGACUUCAUCUUUUCAGAGCUGUCCGUUCUGUCUUAGCCAAUGGAAUGAAACUUCUUGGAAUAACACCUGUAUGUAGGAUGUAAUUUCUAAUGAAAGUGGCUUUAAAAAU
This is a messenger RNA of Condylura cristata (star-nosed mole), 1779 nucleotides long. It is a transcript of the gene RARS2, whose product is annotated as arginyl-tRNA synthetase 2, mitochondrial. Gene Ontology annotation, cellular component: cytoplasm; mitochondrion. The record is from RefSeq and is a predicted model, not a curated record. The transcript has 20 exons. Bases 17 to 1753 code for a protein of 578 amino acids. Gene Ontology annotation, molecular function: arginine-tRNA ligase activity; ATP binding. Lineage: Eukaryota; Metazoa; Chordata; Mammalia; Eulipotyphla; Talpidae. Gene Ontology annotation, biological process: mitochondrial translation; arginyl-tRNA aminoacylation.